AUGCGAGAGAGCUUCACGGGUAAAUACGUGAAUACCAAGCGGAAUGUUGGCAUGAAGAUAGUUGGCGCCAACGCUGGCAGUGCCGUCGUUGUCGGCGUCGGUGUCGGCGUCGGCGUCAGCGUUGGCAGCGGCAGCCGGUACAAGGUGACGGCUCGAUGUGUGCCCGAGGUGAGCAUCACAUCGCCCACCAGCCUCCACCAACAGCAGCAACAACAACAACAGCAACAACAAAAUCAACAUCAUCAACAACAACAACAACAACAUGAUGCACCGAAUAAACACAUAACGCUGCUGCGCAGUCGAUCACAGCCCACGUCUAACAGCAUUUUCUCGCCAGGCUUAGGCUUAGCCGUUGGCAGCGCCACUCUGGUCGAGGAGGAGGAUUUCACAUUGCUGACGGCAGAGCUGCCAGUGCUCAGUGGCAGCGGCAAGAAUGUGUUGCAACGCCAGCUGGCGACAACCACACAACUAGAGGAGAAGCAGCAGGAGGAACUGGACCAGCAACAGCAGCAGCAACAGUCCAUUGGCGAUAUUGGUGAGGUGCCCAAUGAGCUGACACCGCUGGUGGAGGAGCAUUGCAGUGCCGCUGCCACAAUCACAGCGAAUCCAACGACGACCAAUCGCUAUAGCCACAACUCAAAGACGACACGCUCCUGGCCCGUCAUCUAUCGCAAUCCCCAACACUGUGACUACGAGGCACUCUACGUGCAACAGCAACAGCAGCAGCAGCAACAGCAACAAUCGUCGCAAUCCUUCAAGCAGAACUGCUAUUCGAAUCAGUUCAAGCAAUCGAUUGUCUACUCCAGCAGCAAUGAGGAGCUGCCUGGUGGCCCAGAGCUAACGGAGUUGGCGCCACGACAAACCACUUGCUACUAUUUUGCACCCAGUCGACACAAUAGCAUUUAUGAGCAUCCCUCUUCCGUCGUUGGGGGUUCCUUGCAGUUUGACGCCGCCGGCAACGCAGCGACAACAGCGGCAGCUGCCGCCGCCGUUGAGAGUCUGAGGCGAAGCAACAGCAUCCUACUCAGGCAAAACAGCUGCGCCAAGGUAAUACAGCGACGGGGGAGUGGCAGUGCGGCUGGUGGCGGCGCCGCCUUAGACACAUCCACAUCGCUCAGCUCACACAUGGACGGAUUAGGCAUGGGCAGUGGUACGGGCGCCAGCGCCUGUUGCUCAAGUUGCUGCAUGGGACCACCUCCGGUUUUAUUCCUCUUUGUCACACUGCUGAUGACCACCAGUGCGACGGCCAUGUUGUGUGCCGCCAUCAUGACUGACCACUGGGAGCACGUGACGUGGGAUCGCAACAGUCUGGAUCGCUAUUCGAAUCGAUCCGGUCUGCAUCUGGAGUGGCUCCUCGAUGAGCAGGUGGCCAUGCUCAAGCCGGACAAAAGAGCCGAUCAUCGUUUUCGACGCGAUUCAGUAUUUUUGGUGCCGAUGCACGGCGGCAUCUGGACACUGUGCAUCGAUUUGCCGAUGCAGCAGUUGCAGGAGCUGCGCCGUAAUCCAAAGUUUCCGCGCGGUGCACCGCCGUGUGUCAACUACCUGGCCGGGUCCAUGGAGAAUGCGCGUGGCGAGGAGCAGCGCAACGACUGGCAGCACAGUGAGUCCCAGGCCAUCACACUGCAGCCGCAUCUGAGUACGUAUUGGGGCCGCAAUCCUGCCCCAACCAAGCCAAAUCUAAAUCCAAUCCUUGUCACACACAACACGUUCGUUUUUGAAAGCAACCUUUAGUUUCUUGUUUUCUUU
Molecule: messenger RNA, 1746 nt
Organism: Drosophila grimshawi
Lineage: Eukaryota; Metazoa; Arthropoda; Insecta; Diptera; Drosophilidae
Product: AF4/FMR2 family member lilli
Exons: 3
Coding region: 1-1731 (576 amino acids)
Source: RefSeq, a predicted model, not a curated record